AUGGGCAGCAAAACGUCCAAGGUGGCCGGCACCGUGGAGAUCGUUGACCACAAGGUUGAUAUCCAAGAUGUUAACAAGACCAUGAAACUCAACGUUGGACUACUCCUGGGAUCCUGUCGAACCUGCGCCGCCAUUGUCAUCAACGAACGUGGAGAGGUCAACAAUAACGACGACAUCCGACAUACUAUGAUCAACAACAACAACUACAGCAACUGCAAGUACACCUACAACAACUACAGCAACUGCAAGUACACCUACAAUGAGAAGGGGAAUUCUGGAGGAGGAAGAAGAAACAACUACAUCUUCAACAACUACAUCUGCAACAACUACAUUAAAAAGAGAAAUUCUGGAAGAAGAAACAACAACAACAUCUUCAACAACUACAUCUAUCCAGAAAGGGGAUGGGAUCAAAAGGAAAAGGAGUAG
Molecule: messenger RNA, 426 nt
Organism: Drosophila suzukii
Lineage: Eukaryota; Metazoa; Arthropoda; Insecta; Diptera; Drosophilidae
Source: RefSeq, a predicted model, not a curated record